AUGUCCCCAGAUCCGUGGUUCGGAGAAAUAUUCGAAAAUAAGGACAGGUUCGCACCCGAAACUUGCAAGUUUGUUGAACUCUGGCAGCAUGAGAAUGGCCAUGUUUCCACCCGCUAUGAUGCGCUACGACCAAGCGACAUCGAGGAUUGGGCGAAAGAAAAAGAUGCCUGGAAACGCCCAGCCGACAGCGUUGGGGGACUUCGCCUCCUUCUCAUGCACUCUAUUCUCAAGUCCUGGGAACACCUGCAGUGGCCUCUCUCCCAGGCUACCUGCAGCAUGCUGGUCUCAGAAUUCGACCUCUUGACUACCGUCUUCUACGCAUGUUCGACAGGAAACAGGCUUAUGGUCUGCUGCAAAUCACAGCUGGCUUCGAAGGGUGUUUUGAAAUGGGUGCUGCGCCAGCUUUCGUAUGCAGCAUCUUUAUCAUACUGUAGUAGGACCAAUACGGUGAAAGGAAUCGUGCUCGCCGACCCGACCAGUCUCGACGAGCUCGCCAAUAGUUGCCUCGAGUUUAAACCACUGGUCCGCUUGAGGAAGCAAUACAAUGCGAAAACCUUGGAACUGGAACAACGAAUUGGACUGCGCCGCGACUGGACAGCAGACGAGAAUUUCUUGAACCAAACGGAAAUGGCCAUGCGCGAAACCCUAGAGCGCCUCACGAUGAUCACGAAUUACAAAGCAGAUACAGAGAUGAUGGACAAAAAUUUCAUGGGCACGAUAGCUAGUAGCAUUGAGCUCGUCAGCCAACAAAUACCCUCGAUUACGGGCAGCGCAAGUCGGGAACGUAUGGAACGACAGUCGUUGGACUUCGAAUACCUUGCCGAGUAUCUGCGCCAAUCCAAUUCCAGCAUUGCAGCUAGCCUUGGUGCGCUUCAGAAAAGGGUUGAGAUACAAAUGAGCGCUCGUGACAGCAAACUGAACCUCGAGAUGGCUCAUGAUUCUCGCCGACUGGCUAGUGCAUCUAAGCGCGACAGCUCGUCAAUGAAGACAAUUGCCGUGUUGACUACCGUCUUCCUACCCGGCACUUUCAUCGCGACUGUCUUCGGAAUGCCAAUGGUAGAGUACAAGCCUGCUCAGUUCUGGAUCUAUCUGGCCAUCGCGAUUCCCCUCACCGUGGUUGUAAUGAUAAUCUGGGCAACGUGGAUGUUGUGGAUCGAGCGCCGAAACGAAAGAGAAGACAAGAAAGCGCAAGAACGUCUCCCAAUCUACAACAAUUCAGAGGAAGAUGGCUUGGACAAUCACCCGGCUCUUAGGAGGAUGAAAAGGGUACUUUGUCAAGAAUGA
Molecule: messenger RNA, 1284 nt
Organism: Lasiodiplodia theobromae
Lineage: Eukaryota; Fungi; Ascomycota; Dothideomycetes; Botryosphaeriales; Botryosphaeriaceae
Product: Magnesium transport protein transmembrane region
Exons: 7
Coding region: 1-1284 (427 amino acids)
Source: RefSeq, a predicted model, not a curated record